AUGUUCCGUCAAAGCAUUCGUCGCUUUGGUACCACGGCCGUUCGGGCUGCUGUCGAGAACAGACCUGCCUACACUUCCCGGGUGUCCACAGCGCAGGGCGUUGUCAAUGGUCUGACGGAAGCAAUUGGCAACACUCCUUUGAUCAGAUUGAAGCGCCUCUCUGAAGAGACCGGAUGUAACGUGCUGGGCAAGGCUGAAUUCCAAAACCCUGGCGGUAGUGUGAAAGAUCGGGCCGCACUGUUCGUCGUCGAGGAUGCCGAGAAGAAGGGACUACUCCAGCCUGGGGGUACUGUUGUUGAGGGCACUGCCGGUAACACCGGUAUUGGUCUCGCGCAUGUUUGUCGGUCUAAGGGCUACAAAUUGGUGAUCUACAUGCCCAACACACAGUCUCAGGGAAAGAUUGACUUGCUCCGAUUGCUGGGUGCCGAGGUCUACCCGGUCCCCGCCGUCGCAUUCGACAACCCCGAGAAUUACAACCACCAGGCGCGCAGACAUGCCGAGUCUCUGAACAAUGCAGUCUGGACCAACCAGUUCGACAACACUGCCAACCGUCAAGCCCAUAUCGAGACCACUGGACCGGAGCUUUGGGCGCAGACUGGCGGCAAAAUUGAUGCCUUUACCUGCGCUACGGGUACUGGUGGUACGCUUGCUGGUAUCACACGUUAUCUCAAGGAAGUCAGUGACGGACGCGUUAAGAGCUUCCUAGCUGACCCGCCAGGCAGUGUGUUGCACAGCUACAUCCAGAGCGGCGGCAAGCUCGUCGACCGCUCAGGUGGAAGUAUCACUGAGGGUAUUGGCCAGGGCCGUGUGACCGACAAUCUCCAGCCGGAUAUUGACCUGCUGGAUGGUUCCCUGAACAUCAGCGACGAGAAGACCAUUGAGAUGGUCUACCGCUGCUUGGAUGAGGAGGGUCUCUACUUGGGAGCUAGCUCUGCUCUGAACGUGGUGGCUGCUAAGGAAGUUGCCGAGAAGAUGGGCAAGGGCAGCACUGUCGUGACCAUCCUGUGCGAUGGUGCUUACCGGUACGCCGACCGGUUGUUCUCCCAGACUUGGCUCGAGAGCAAGAAACUGCGCAGCUCGAUUCCCAAGCACUUGGAGAAGUACAUUGUGCUACCCUAG
Molecule: messenger RNA, 1119 nt
Organism: Penicillium pulvis
Lineage: Eukaryota; Fungi; Ascomycota; Eurotiomycetes; Eurotiales; Aspergillaceae
Product: cysteine synthase A
Exons: 2
Coding region: 1-1119 (372 amino acids)
Cellular component (GO): cytoplasm
Molecular function (GO): cysteine synthase activity
Source: RefSeq, a predicted model, not a curated record